Molecule: messenger RNA, 1014 nt
Organism: Protopolystoma xenopodis
Lineage: Eukaryota; Metazoa; Platyhelminthes; Monogenea; Polystomatidea; Polystomatidae
Source: the annotation of a GenBank genome assembly
AUGUUUGCUGAAGAGAUUCCAAGGUCGAUUCUACCAGAAGAAGACGGCGGAUUCCUUAUAGAAAAUGAUUCAUUCUGCCAUCUUCUUUUUUUUCGGCCAGCAACCAAAAUCUCCUCCGACGUCGGCACCGUCCGUCCAAACGACGCUAACGCUUCAGAAGUCCGUGGGCAGGACAAUGUCAUGUCACCUCUUCUGCAACUUGCCGAGCCCCUGUUGCCAAGUGGCCUGGCAACAAGCAGUUUUGGAUUUGGCAAUGCUGAAGCACCGAUUGUUUGCGAAUCCGGAGCUAGGCAACCUCGGUCGGGCGAGAAAAGUUCGGAACUGCCCAACUCAACACAAGUGGUAGUCAAAGACAAGACGACAAGCAAGGAAGAUAAAUCUGAACCAACGGAAAUCAAGGUGAAACGAUGUCUUACCCAAGAGCAGCGGUCCCUUCUGCUUGAGGCGAUCAGCGAUGCGAUAGCGUGUGACCAGGACAAUUAUUCUUAUGAAAUGGCAUCAGACAAGAUUGAAAUUCAGAUGGAGAAAUCGGAAUUUAUGGUGUCAUGGUUCGCUUCGAGAGUAGCAGAGGCCAAGCAAGAAUACAACCUGGCAAAAGCGUCUUUUGACGAAGCCUUCUUGAACGCGAUGUGCCUCCACUUCCCAAGUCUUUUUCUCAAGGGUCGGCAAAGAUAUCCGGUAAUUUUUAUCCUCCCAUAUAAGGUUGACUCCUCUAUCCAUACAGUGCUCCAUAGCUCUCGAAUGCCCAUGUGCGAUCAUGGAUUAUCAUGGGCAGCUGUAUUUGCAAAAAUUGCUGAUGUGUUAGUUCUCCCUUCUACACUUUGUUGUAGAAGGCUCCUUUCGACGGCUGAGCCCGUCAUCUUCGACGGUGUGCCAAUAAAUGUGGUUACACUUUGCAAGUCGCAUGCAGUCAUGUCGGCAAUUCCUGCGAUUUCCCGACUUGAGUACAAUGUCAAUCUCAAUCUCAACCUAAAAAACAAUCAAACCGGUCGUAAAAUAGAUGAUCGAGUUUAG